ACAUGUAUACAUGCACAGGGAAUAUAUUUAGCUAUGACUGGUUAUAUGCUGACUGGUUUGUUAGUUGUUGGCACACCAGUCGUGAAAAAGGAUUAAAACUCUAAAUAACCGUUGUUUUCCAUAAAGGUUGUUAAGAACGGAGUCUGAAAGGGAAUACCAGCAAGACUACACCCAAAUGCUUAUGCACAAACAUGGCUCAGACAUCAGAAGUUUUCGGUGAUGAUGAAAGCUUUGUGAAUGUUUACAAUGAUUCGACAUUGAAAAGCGACACUCUCGAACAAGACGGGAUACUGCUGCCGAUGACCCAAAUGGUACACAGAGCACCUAAUGACGAUAUUUCAUCAAACACAACAGAAAGCAGCAGUCCCCCCACGGACUUCAUGCUAUCACCGUGGAAUUCAAAUUCUGAUGCCGAAAUAAGUUGUGAUAUCAUUGACUUAAAAGACGUGUGUAGAACGGAACAUGUGUAUCAAAAGCAAACUAAAGAUCUCACAAGAAACGAUGAUAACAUUUUUGAGGUUAAUGCACGGCCAAAUCGAGAAACUGCCAAACUAACGUUUCCGCCUUGUUACGUGUGCGGUGCUAAGGCAUGUGGUUGCCAUUACGGCGUCAUUUCAUGUGCGGCAUGCAAAGGGUUUUUCAGAAGGUAUUUGUUAAGGAAAGACAGUUACACUUGUAAAAAGGGAGGUAAUUGUGUUCUUAAUGAUAAGGCCAGGGGACACUGUAAAGGCUGCCGAUUAAAGAAAUGCCUUGAGGUAGGAAUGUCAAAGGAAAAAUCGAGUAUAGGUAGAUACAAACUGUCCAAGCGGACAGAAACCAUAAUUGAGGCAAAGUCUUCGACAGGUGCAGGCACACAAGUAGAGGGAGAUAGUGAUAAAGAAAAACAAGUCAAAAACCAAGAAAGCGUCAUGGAUUUAGAUGCAUCGCUAGAUAUCGUUUGCUCAAAGCUAUCGCGAUGUUGUAUUGGAUCUGAGAAGCCGAACGAGUUUACUGAUGACAUUGUCAGGAAAAUAAAAGAACAUGUAGGUAUAAUGCGAAUCUUUUCAGUGGGCAAUCUAAAGGAUGAAGAUGUCCCAAAAGCUCUUGAAGAUGCGGCAGAAAAUCAUAAACGGAGGACAGAACUGUUUGGAAGUUUGAAGGCAAUAAGUUGGACCGAGUUUACGGAGAUUUACAAACAACACGGACUUGAUAUAGAUGGACGUGUUGCUGACAUUGAGGAAAGUGUACAGGACCUGGACGAGUGGCUUGAGAGCAUUUGUGAUUUUGUAAAAGAAAUACCAUUGUUUUUGUCUUUGCCAAUGCGUGACCAGGUCAAUCUUAUUAAAGCAAGUGCAAAUGAAAUAGAUAUCUUGUUAACUUUUAGGGAAUUUAGUGCUGAACACAAAAUCUUUAUACGAAUGGGAAAGGUUUAUCAUGAAGAAGACGUAGUAGACAAAUAUGUUUCAAAGCGGAACUUUGAUCAGAUGACACUUUGCCUUGUCAAGCUACAGAAACUCGAUCCAAACCCAACAGAACAUGCGUUAAUGUGUGCGUUAGUUGUGUUCUCAACCGGCCGAUGCAAGCUCAUCAACCCACGAUUAGUCGAAAAGUGCCAAGCCAUGACGGCCGAUCGUCUGCAACUGGAAGUGAGAAGACAACACGCGGACUCGUCUCGAAGGUUUGCUAAAAUCAUGGACUGCCUUGUCGACACAAGGGGUAUUUCUGACAUGUUUAAUGACGACUAUGACUUAUAUUAUACAAACGAGAUUGUGCGAGAGAAGGUACCAGUUUUAGCGAAACUUAUGCCGGAAGAAGAAAGAGAACCGUUUGGAAGUUUAAUGGCAAUUAGCUGGACUGAGUUUACUGAGAUGUAUAGGCAGCACGGACUUGAUAUAGAUGGACGGGUAGCUGACAUGGAGUUCUCUGCUAAGGAACUGGACAGUUGGUUUGACAGAGCGUGCUGCUUUAUGAAAGAGCCAUCAGAAGUUUUCGGUGAUGAUGAAAGCUUUGUGAAUGUUUACAAUGAUUCGACAUUGAACAGCGACACUCUCGAACAAGACGGGACACUGCUGCCGAUGACCGACAUGGUCCAUAGAGCACCUAAUGACGAUAUUACAUGUAUAUCCAACACAACAGAAAGCAGCAGUCCUCCCACGGACUUCAUGCUAUCACCGUGGAAUUCAAAUUCUGAUGCCGAACGAAGUUGUGAUAUCAUUGACUUAAAAGACGUGUGUAGAACGGAACAUGUGUAUCAAAUGCAAACUAAAGAUCUCACAAGAAACGAUGAUAACAUUUUUGAGGAUAAUGCACGGCCAAAUCGAGAAACUGCCAAGCUAACGUUUCCGCCUUGUUACGUGUGCGGUGCUAAGGCAUGUGGUUGCCAUUACGGCGUCAUUUCAUGUGCGGCAUGCAAAGGGUGUUUCAGAAGGUAUUUGUUAAGGAAAGAUAGUUACACUUGUAAAAAGGGAGGUAAUUGUGUUCUUAAUGAUAAGGCCAGAGGACACUGUAAAGGCUGCCGAUUAAAGAAAUGCCUUGAGGUAGGAAUGUCAAAAGAAAAAUCGAGUAUAGGUAGAUACAAACUGUCCAAGCGAACAGAAACCAUAAUUGAGGCAAAGUCUUCGACAGGUGCAAGCACACAAGUAGAGGGAGAUAGUGAUAAAGAAAAACAAGUUAAAAACCAAGAAAGCGUCAUGGAUUUAGAUGCAUCGCUAGCUAUCGUUUACUCAAAGCUAUCGCGAUGUUGUAUUGGAUCUGAGAAGCCGAACGAGUUUACUGAUGACAUUGUCAGGAAAAUGGCAGAACUAUUAGGUAUAAUGCGAAUCUUUUCAGUGGGCAAUCUAAAGGAUGAAGAUGUCCCAAAAGCUCUUGAAGAUGCGGCAGAAAAUCAUAAACGGAGGACAGAACUGUUUGGAAGUUUGAAGGCAAUUAGUUGGACCGAGUUUACGGAGAUUUACAAACAACACGGACUUGAUAUAGAUGGACGUGUUGCUGACAUUGAGGAAAGUGUACAGGAACUGGACGAGUGGCUUGAGAGCAUUUGUGACUUUGUAAAAGAAAUACCAUUGUAUUCGUCUAUGCCAGUGCGUGACCAGGUCAAUCUUAUCAAAGCAAGUAUUAAUGAAUUAGAUAUCUUAUUAACUUUCAGGGAAUUUAGUGCUGAAGACAAAAUCUUUAUACGAAUGGGAAAGGUUUAUCAUGAAGAAGACGUAGUAGACAAAUACAUUUCAAAGCGGAACUUUGAUCAAAUGUUACAUUGCCAUGUCAAGCUACAGAAACUCAAUCCAAACACAACAGAAAAUGCGUUGAUGUGUGCUUUAGUUGUGUUCUCAACCGGCCGAUGCAAGCUCAUCAACCCACGAUUAGUCGAAAAGUGCCAAGCCAUGACAGCCGAUCGUCUGCAAAUGGAAGUGAGAAGACAACACGCGGACUCGUCUCGAAGUCUCGUAGUUCAGCAUACAAUUCACAUUCAAGUAAAAAGUGAUAUUCGUCUUCAAGAGUGUUACAAAAUAGGCAUGCUCUUUCAUUAUAAGGUUUUGCGGUUGGUUUAUGCCAUCUACCUGUUUCCAUUGUUUUUGUCUCUGCCAGUGCGUGACCAGGUCAAUCUUAUCAAAGCAAGUCUCAAUGAAAUAGAUAUCUUGUUAACAAUAAGGGCAUUUAGUCCUGAACACAAAAUCUUUAUAAAAUCGGGAAGGGUUUACCAUGAAGAAGACCUCGUAGACAAAUACGUUUCAAAGCGGUAUUUUGAUCAGAUGUCACAAUGCCUUAUCAAGCUACAGAAACUCGAUCCUAACCCAACUGAACAUGCGUUGAUGUGUGCGUUAGUUGUGUUCUCAACUGGCAGAUGCAAGCUCAUCAACCAACGAUUAGUCGAGAAGUGCCAAGCCAUGACAGCCGAUCGUCUGCAACUGGAAGUGAGAAGACAACACGCAGACUCGCCUCGAAGGUUUGCUAAAAUCAUGGACUGUCUUGUCGACACAAGGGGCAUUUCUGACAUGUUUAAUGAUGAGUCUCAAGAAUAUUUAGCAAACGAGAUUAUGCGAGAGAAGCUGCCAGUGUUUGGGGACCUUAUGCCGGAAGAGAAUUAGGUGUUAGGGUUGUGUGGUUUUCAAGUCUUGAUUAAUGGGAUGUAUGUUCCGGAAAUAUCUUGUGUUACAUAUAUGAGCCUUUAUCUGAUUUUUGGAACCAUCACUGAUCACCGAAUGUGUGUUUGUUUGUUGUACAUACACUUGCUUUCCAAAAACUGUUUCAUACGAUUUGUUUUACAUUGUUGAAUAAAAAGUUUCUAAUGUCUGUCUUGCACAUCACAUACAACGGAAUAAAUUAU
Mya arenaria is the source of this 4303-nucleotide messenger RNA. RefSeq lists its product as uncharacterized. Gene Ontology annotation, molecular function: DNA-binding transcription factor activity; sequence-specific DNA binding; zinc ion binding. Gene Ontology annotation, biological process: regulation of DNA-templated transcription. The transcript is spliced from 5 exons. NCBI's taxonomy places the organism in Eukaryota, Metazoa, Mollusca, Bivalvia, Myida, Myidae. The record is from RefSeq and is a predicted model, not a curated record. Bases 192 to 4064 code for a protein of 1290 amino acids.